This is a messenger RNA of Diabrotica balteata, 856 nucleotides long. The record is from the annotation of a GenBank genome assembly. Lineage: Eukaryota; Metazoa; Arthropoda; Insecta; Coleoptera; Chrysomelidae.
AAACAUCAAAAGAAAACAAGAUUUUGACGUUAGUUUUAGGUAUUCUGCAUUUGGAAUGAACUUUUUAAUUCUGAAACAAUAAUACCAAACAACAAAAAUGAGUACGAGUGACGAACCAAUAUUUGAUAAUAAAGAUGAGGAAAUUUUGUACUGGAAGCAUUUGGCUGCAGAAUAUCGACAAGAAGCCCAGAGAAUACAGAAAGAAUCUGAUGAAUUUAUAGUGGAAUCUCAACAAUUGGACCGAGAAUAUGAAGCAACUAUAGACCAAGAUGAAAAAAAGAUUAAAGAACUGACAUUAGCAAAUAACAAAGCUCAGAAUGAAAUUGAAUCGUUAAGAAACAAACUAGAACAAAGUAAUAAAGAAAUAGGUAGUUUACAAAAUGAAGUACAGAAUUUAAAGACAGAGAAACUACAGAUGUCCCAGUAUAUUAGAGAUUUAGAACAGAAAAAUGAUGAUCUAGAAAGGGCCAGAAGAAUUAUAGAAGAAAGUAUAGCAGGUAUAGAAACAGCCUUUAAUUCUGCAGUGGAAAGAAAUGCUAUAUUAGAAUCAGAAGUUGAUGAAAAAGAAGGCCUGAAAGAAAAGUUGCAGAGAUUAGCGGAUGAAACUAGAGAUUUAAAACAAGAACUUUCAGUUAAAGAAAAAGAAAGGGGACCUGACAACGAACGUAUAUUGAACGGUUUUCAAAAGACCAUUAUGGAUUCAAAUCGACUCAAAGAAAAUGAGACCCAAACCACCCCAGCAAAACAUGAUUAUCAAGCUCCCAUAUCACCAGCAUCGAGGGUUAUGGCAUUGAAUAUUGUUAGUGACCUUAUUAGGAAGAUUGGAGUAAGUAACAUCUUGCAAACUGUUGUGGGA